Messenger RNA from Paramecium octaurelia, 480 nucleotides. The record is from the annotation of a GenBank genome assembly. NCBI's taxonomy places the organism in Eukaryota, Ciliophora, Oligohymenophorea, Peniculida, Parameciidae.
AUGAUUGGUCAUUCACCAAAAUCAUUUGUGAACAUACUGAUAUUGUUUUAGAAUUAUCUAUAAGUGAAAAUAAAAAAAUAUUAAUAUCGUGCGGAUGAGACAAAAAAAUAAUAAUAAUUAAUCUAUAUCCAAUGGCAAAUUAUAAAUAUGUCUGAAGAAUUAAGUAGAUGUAGGAGGUAUCAGAAUAAUAUUCAUUAAAAAUGGAUUGUUGUUUCUUAAAAAGUCAUCAACUCAUUUUCAUAUUUACAAAGCCACAAAAAUGGGCUUUAUGAGAAGCAUUAGGAAUUUUCAGCUUCAGGAGAAGACCAAGGUUUUGAUUUUAUUUCCAGCUUAUACAUUAAGCAGCUGAAUCCUUUGGUUCUAAAACGGGCUAUGUGUAAAUUUAAUUUAUCUUAACAAUUAAGUCUUAUUCAUUUAAUUUUGAAUAAGUUAAUAAAUUUGGAAACUUAAAGUCUCUAGAUAUCAUUAGAAUGUAAUUGA